UUAAUAUUAUUGUAAUAUUACUAAGGUGUUUGCAGCACUAUGCAAUAGAAGAUUAAACAACAACAGAACCUCACCCCCUAUAAAGAGCUAGAGCUUGUUAAUUACAUAGAUUAACUCUGCAGAGAGCACCUUCUGCCUACGCGCGAUAUGGUUUAACAUUUUGCCUCUAUUAUCUGCGGAUUUGAGGUUAGGAAGACCUGGGUUACACGCUUCGUCCAGCGGCAUCACGAAGUGCUUACUCCACAGUGGACCUCCGCCAUGGCCUCCGAACGUCACGCCGCUGAUUCCUAUAGUAAGUAUAGCUUAUACUUUGACAUGUUAGAGCUUAAAAUAAGCAAGAAGGGUAUAGAGCCUAAGCACACAUACAAUAUAGAUAAGAAGGGCUUUAUAAUUAGGAAGAUUGGCAAGCAGAAACAAGUGUUCAGCAGGACAAGCUACAGCAAUAAGCGCUUCUGGCAGACCUUAGAGGAUGGCAAUAGAGAUCACAGCAGCUAUAUAAGCCGCUUAUUUCUAACGUACUACAACAUACUUAAAGCCUUUAAGGCAACAGGCCUUCAGCCGCUUAAUUGCGAUAAAGUACUCAAGCGCUUCCCUAAAGGAGCUGCUACUCUGUCUACCCCUCUGCCGCCUAAGGCAGGUACAACAGCACACAAAAUAAUAAGGAAGUUAGACUCUAUUAUAGGCAAUAGGUACUCUAAUAAAGCAAGAGCUCUCUGCUAUAAGAUUAUAAAGGAGACUGUGCAUGCAGAGAAGCUUAAAAAGGCUAACAUUAAAGAGCUUAAAGCUGCUAAUAAGCUAUACAACAACAAGAUUAAAGAACAGAAGCGCAAGGCGGCUGCUGCGGCGAAGGAAGUGCGUGACCGCAAGUGCGCGGAGGAACGCGUAGCAAUCAAUGCUCGCAAAGCUCAAAGACUCAAGGAUAAACAAGCUCGCAACGCUCAAAAAGCCAGCCAAUUGCCUAACAAAGGCAAGCGCAAAGCUUCAAAAGCACCUCAGGCACCUGCAGCCAAAAAGCGUCGUUCUGCGCAGCCUCGAAGUGGUGCUGUUGCUGCAGCGGCUGCUCCACCUCGCGGCACUCACACAACCCACAGCAGCCGCACCGCAACAUUAUAUAAAUAGUGCUUUCAGCAAAUAAAUUGCAUACAUCAAUUAACUAUAAUACUAACAAACCUCGUGAUAAUUACUAUUGUGGCUGUUUCUACAGCCUCAUUUUGCUAUGGUGCGUGAGGUGGGUGCUGCGUGCGGAACGCGGAACCGUGCGGCACGAGCUCCGGCACGGUAAC
This is a messenger RNA of Didymella exigua CBS 183.55, 1283 nucleotides long. RefSeq lists its product as uncharacterized. NCBI's taxonomy places the organism in Eukaryota, Fungi, Ascomycota, Dothideomycetes, Pleosporales, Didymellaceae. Bases 259 to 1119 code for a protein of 286 amino acids. The transcript has 4 exons. The record is from RefSeq and is a predicted model, not a curated record.